Messenger RNA from Euleptes europaea (tarantolino), 2532 nucleotides. It is a transcript of the gene SPAG16, whose product is annotated as sperm associated antigen 16. The record is from RefSeq and is a predicted model, not a curated record. Gene Ontology annotation, molecular function: protein binding. Gene Ontology annotation, biological process: axoneme assembly. The coding region runs from base 1 to 2532 and encodes 843 amino acids. NCBI's taxonomy places the organism in Eukaryota, Metazoa, Chordata, Lepidosauria, Squamata, Sphaerodactylidae. Gene Ontology annotation, cellular component: axonemal central apparatus. The transcript has 17 exons.
AUGAGCCGGGCCGCGCAUCGGCCGGCCGCCGGGCCAGGAGGGCUGCGCGAAAGGCCACCGGGCCGCCCCGCUCGCUCCGCUCCCCGCCCGGCGCUCCAGCAGGCAGCUAAAUUAUUCACCAGCAGCAGCCGCCGCAUCCGAGCCAGCCAGCCAGCCGGCCAGCAGCCCCAGCGGGCAUCGAUCGCUGCCGAGGGCCGCGCCGCCCGGCGGGCGGGCAGGCAGGGGACGCGGCGCACCAAGGGCGCCCGCCAGACCGCCCGCCCGACCGAGGGGGCAGCUGUGGCGCGCCGGCUGGUGGGCGCGCUCCUACCUGGGGGGCCGGCGGCGGUGGCGUUGGCGGCGGGGCGGCCCAUGGGCGUCCGAGGCGAGGGGCCGGCGGGGGCGGCGGCGCCCACCUACCGCCCGCGCGCCCCGCCGCUGGCCGAGCCGGGGCCGGAGGGGCAGCCCAGCGCCGCCCGCCCGACGCCCUCGCCCUCGCCGCCGUGUCCGGCCUCCAUCUUGGUGGCGCAAGGCCGGCCCGGCCCGGCCCGGCUGGUCAAACCCCGAGAAACCGAUGCAUGCGGCCCAAGCAGCGCGCCACAUCGCGCCCCCCCCCCCCCGGAGCCCGAUGCCCGCCUGACUGGCUGGCUGGCUGGCCGGCGGCCGGGAGGGGCGCGCGCACUCCCCGGGGGCCAAGGCAGGGGCUUCAGGUCAGCCAGAGCGGCUUCAGACGCGGCCGGGCCCGACGGGAAGGCAGGCAGCGCGCACGGGCCAGUGGCCGGACUGGCCCUCUCGGGAGCCACAGACAGGGCCGAGCGCCAGGCCGCUUUGCCGGACCACACCUUGCCUGGCCUCCCAGUGCCCCGAGAGUCAGCACAGAUACCAGCAGAUGAUGAUUUUAGCCUGCACGAAGGUGAUGAAGACCUGACAAAAGCUUUGCAGACGAUGGAAGACCAGGCCAUCGAUGCCCAGAUUAUGGCUCAGCGACCAGGCCAGGCAGUGAAGCCUUCCCUGUCUGAUAUACCUGAAGCUGUGGAUGACUUCCUCUGCAAUUUUCUCGUCAGGAUGGGGAUGAACAGGACUCUGGACUGUUUUCAGACCGAAUGGUAUGAACUGAUGCAGAGAGGUUUGCUUGAACCUAAAGACAUUGGAUUUGUUCCAGAUGCAUACACCUGCAAUCAGCAUUUGGAAAGGGAAAACAAAUGUUUAAAGAAGGAACUAGAGAACUACCAGCUUGUAGCCACCAAGGCUAAGGAGGCACUGCUGAAGAUGCGGAGAGAGCGGGACUUCCACCGCAUGCACCAUAAACGAGUGGUCCAAGAAAAGAACAGGCUUGUUAACGAUAUUAAACGGCUGAAAACACAUUAUGCAUCUUAUGAGCCGAUGUUACGGCAACUGAAUGAAAAAUAUGAGACUCUGUUGAGACAGAAGAUGCUCACCACCUUGGAAAGAGACCGAGCUGUUGGGCAGAUUACUGGCUUGAGAGCCACCUUGGAAAGCUUAGAACCUGGAAGCAACAUACAGAUAUCGAUGUCUAGAGGUCAUCGGUGUGAAAGAGAGGAUGGCUUAGAAGGACCUUCCCAGAGACGCCUCAAAGAAGCCAGGGAUCUGAAACCAUAUUCCGGGGUUACUCCAAGCGACCCAACCAAAGGUCCAACGAAGCAGAUGGGCAGGAGGUAUCCAAAGGAUUCCGAGUUCCCUGAAGAUAUUCAAGUGAAUCCUUACCUUGUCCAUGCCAGAGAGUGUGUGCGGCCGCUGAAGUCUGGCGUGUACCGGCUGAGCAACACUUUGAAAGUGCAUGAUCUGGCCGUGAGCUGUUUGGCUUUGCAUCCAAGGAAAGACAUUGUUGUCACUGGCAGCGAUGACCGUCUGUGGAAGAUGUGGGCCUUUCCCAACGGCAACAUCAUCAUGAAAGGCGAAGGUCACACUGACUGGCUCUCUGGGUGCUGCUUCCAUCCAAGUGGGACAAAGCUGGUCACUUCGAGUGGAGAUACCACAGUUAGGAUCUGGGACUUCUCCAAGGGCGGGUGCCUUCUGACCUUAGAAGGCCACAGCUAUGCAGCCUGGGACUGCGCCUGGCAUUCCUGCGGAGAUUUUGUGGCUUCUGCUUCUAUGGACAAAACUAGCAAAGUCUGGGACCUAAACAGUGAGAGAUGCAGAUACACCUUGCGUGGCCAUAAGGACUCAGUAAACAGCAUCGAGUUUCUUCCUUUCUCUAACAUCAUCCUCACCAGCUCUGCAGACAAGACCCUGUCUCUUUGGGAUGCUAGAACGGGACUGUGCGCUCAGACCUUCUGUGGCCACCUGCAUUCCUGCAACCAUGCUACAUUCAACAUGAAGGGUGAUACUAUUGCUUCCUGUGACUCUUACGGUGUUUUGAAAUUGUGGGACAUUCGGAGGGGGGCACCAAUGGUAUCAAUUGAUGCUGGCCCACAUCCUGGCAACCAAGUGGCCUUUGACCCUUCUGAAGACCCUCUCUGCAGAGCCCCUGCUAGGCUGGGGGUCAACAUAUGGGAGUAUCCCGAAGUGUCUGCUUCGCCUCCUGCCGUCUAA